UCUGGGAGAGGGGGUGGGGCCACGUUAGCGUCCGCGCCAUCAGGCCUGAGGUGGCGGUGAGGUCCGUUCUCAGGUUCAUAGUGUAUGGUUUUCCCUGCCAAGCGGUUGCGCUUGGUGCCAUCCAUGGAGGGCGUGCGCUGGGCCUUUUCCUGCGGCACUUGGCUGCCGAGCCGAGCCGAGUGGGGGGGGGGGGGGGGGCUGCUGGCGGUGCGAUCGAUCCAGCCUGAGGAGAAGGAGCGCAUUGGCCAGUUCGUCUUUGCCCGGGACGCUAAGGCAGCCAUGGCUGGUCGUCUGAUGAUAAGGAAAUUAGUUGCUGAGAAAUUGAAUAUUCCUUGGAAUCAUAUUCGUUUGCAAAGAACUGCAAAAGGAAAACCAGUUCUUGCAAAAGACUCAUCAAAUCCCUAUCCGAAUUUCAACUUUAACAUCUCUCAUCAAGGGGAUUAUGCAGUGCUCGCUGCUGAAAAAAAAGUUGGAAUUGAUAUCAUGAAGACUAGUUUUCCAGGUCGUGGUUCAAUUCCAGAAUUCUUUCAUAUUAUGAAAAGAAAGUUCACCAACAAAGAAUGGGAAACAAUCAGAAGCUUUAAGGAUGAAUGGACCCAACUGGAUAUGUUUUAUAGGAAUUGGGCACUGAAAGAAAGCUUCAUAAAAGCCAUUGGUGUUGGACUGGGGUUUGAAUUGCAACGACUUGAAUUUGAUAUAUCUCCAUUAAACUUGGAUAUAGGCCAAGUUUAUAAAGAAACACGUUUGUUCCUAGAUGGGGAAGAAGAAAAAGAAUGGGCAUUUGAGGAAAGCAAAAUAGAUGAGCACCAUUUUGUUGCAGUAGCUCUUAGAAAACCCGAUGGAUCUAAACAUCAGGAUGUUUCAUCUCAAAAUGAUUCUAAACCAACCCAGAGGCAAUUUACUGUUCUCACUUUUAAUGAUUUAAUAACAUCUGCUAUUCCCAUGACACCCGAAGAUCCUUCUUUUUGGGACUGUUUUUGCUUCACAGAAGAAAUCCCAAUACGAAAUGGUACAAAGUCAUGAUAUGAUUUCAUAAAUAACAAAAGGAAAUGAAAACUGUUUGUUAUCUUCCAUAUUCACUGAGAAAUAAAUGCCCGUUAGCAACAAAUUCUAUUUUACAAAACAAAAAACCCCAUAACUUUUCCUAUUAAAAAAGCAGAUUUCCAUUUCAAGAUAGUUCACUAGAAUACAUGUUUACCUGUUCCUUUCCAAAAUUGCAUUGAAUUGAUAGAAAGGGUAGUAAACUCUUAAAGUGAUAACUUGCUCAUUUAGAAAAAAAUAGAAAAUGCAGAUAUGUAAAAGGAAACAUUUAAACCCUGUCUUUUAGAGAUAAUUACUCUUAAAGCCUUGAGUAUCUUGCCAGACCAUUUUCUUGUGAAAUGAAUCCAUAUUAGCACAUUCUUUUUUUUUUAAUGAAACAUACUGUUUUGUAAUUUCUUAACUGUGCAUCUACCUUUUUAUAAAUGUACCUCUAUGACAUAACUUUUAGUGGUUCUAAAAGUACUUUAUUGUACGACUAAUAUUAGGAUGCUUUGACCAGAGGUACAGUGUCCAAAUAUAAUUGACUUAAGUAACCAAGGACAUUUAUUAUCUCAGAUAACAUACAGUUCACAGGUAUCAUUAAGCACACUUUUGUUUUGUUUUUUGCCUUGGUCUCAGUUUAUUGGUUUUGCCUUAUACUCAUCUCCCUCUCAAUCACAACAGUUGCUACUAUAACUUGUAGUUUUACAUCUACAGAGAUUUGCAUCUACGAGGCAGAAAAGCCAUUUCUUUUCUCACUUUUGUUAUGUCCCUGAGGAAGACUUCUCAAAACCCCCCAAAAUAUUUCCUUUCUCAGUUUCCAUUGAUGUAGACCAUAUCACAGAGAAAGCCACUCUCUGACAUUAUUAGCCUCUGUUACAAGUAGACUCUGUUGGGAAGGAAGAAGCUGAGGUAGGUUUGGGAGAAUUGCAUCUGCGAUCCCAUUGUCUGCUGUAAGAAAGGUGUGCUACAAUUUAUUCAUUUUCCUCUGUUAGACUUUUUGAUUGUCUGCAGUUUAUAACCAUAAUUAAUGAUGCAGUGGAUGUCUUGUACAUUUUGCACUACAUGUUUAAUUAUGUGUUUAAAAGUUUCUGGAAGAGGUAUGACUGGUUGAAAGGAAUUAAAACAUUUUUAGAGCUUUGAUAAGUAUUUCAUAUUUCUCUCCAAAAAGCCUGUACAAAUUACAUUUACAGUUAGUAGUAUAUGUGUGGCCACCCUCUACCUGCAUAAUUCCUAAUAACUGUAGAUAGUAUCUUUUUUCUUCUUAUUUAACUUUUGCCAAUAUAACUGAAAUAGUAUGUCAUUUUAAAAAUUUCAGUUUCUCUCAUUACAAAUGAGGAUAUUAUCAGUGUUGUUAUUGGCCACUUAUAUUCCUAUUUUAUGAACCACAUGUUCAUUAUCUCUACCUAUUUUUAUUUUACUAAUUAGGACUUAAUUUAAAGUGGGAACAUUAUAUAUAAGAUGCCAAGACCAUCAUAUUGAUGACAGAAUCUAUUAUAUGGUUAUAGUGCAUGUCUUUAAGAGUUAAAGUCUUGUUAUUGUUAAAUAUUAAGAAGUAAAAUAACUUGUUUCUGUUACUAACAUUAAAAGUCAUAUGUAAGUUGUAUAAAAUUAGGUACUUUGUUUAGUACAAGAAAUUGGAAUGUUUUAUACUUUAUUUUAUUAAGCAUGCCCACUUAUUCCAAGCAUAGUAAAUGAUGUGUUUUAAAAAGAUCAAGUAGCAUUUAUAAUUGAGGAAGCAUUGUUAUCUCUAGCAUGAGUGUACAGUAAAAAGAAAAACCAUUUGUCUUGUCAUAAUAAUAAAAUUAUUAAUAUCAUGGAAUUUUUAUGAACCAGAAA
Molecule: messenger RNA, 2859 nt
Organism: Tupaia belangeri chinensis (Chinese tree shrew)
Lineage: Eukaryota; Metazoa; Chordata; Mammalia; Scandentia; Tupaiidae
Gene: AASDHPPT
Product: aminoadipate-semialdehyde dehydrogenase-phosphopantetheinyl transferase
Cellular component (GO): cytosol
Molecular function (GO): magnesium ion binding; holo-[acyl-carrier-protein] synthase activity
Source: RefSeq, a predicted model, not a curated record